CUCUCUUUCUCUCCAUGUCCGUAGCCAGGAAGCAUAUCUCUAUUUGCAACUAUUGGCUACCCUUUUGAGGACUUACAAAAGACAUCUUUAUUGAAAACUUUUUUUGCUGAUAGAAAUUCAACUCAAAUCACCAAGGUUUCCAGCUGUCAUUUUCAGGUGUUGGUGCUCUGUGGCUGUCAGGAUGCAGCAGUUGGUAUUGAAGGUCCUUUGCUCCACACUGCUGCUUCUAGCAGGAGUGUCAUCUGUAUACUCAGGAUCAGAUUGUUCUCAAGCCGAGUCAUGUGACCUGUGCGUUGGAGACUCCAUGCUCAACCUGACAGGCUGUGUCUGGAGGCUUUGUCCAGAUGGUAAUGAUACAGGCAUGUGCGUAACUGAUGAGGGCGACUCGGCAGACAACACCAUGAAUUGUAGCUGGACCAGAGUGUCUGAAUUGUGCACAGUUGUGGAGAAUGUGGCUGAGGGAGGAGGUGAAGGUGACUCAGGUAAUGACAGCAACAGCAGCUCAUCCCCAGAGUUCUCCCAGGCCAAGUUUGACAUGUCCAGUUUCAUCGGCGGCAUCAUACUGGUGCUGUGUCUGCAGGCAGGCGGUUUCCUCGCCAUGCGCUUUCUCAAAUCCAAAGAGCAGAGCAGCUAUGACCCCAUAGAGCAGCCACAAUGAAGACAAGAUGUGUGAAGGACAAGCAGAUGAGGGUGGAGGACAGCAGAGCAGUGACUCAUCGACUUGUGACGACAAGAUUUUUUUUUUUCUGAGCCCCUGUCAUUUUUGGUUUGGUCCCCGUGUGAAGCCCUGGGGGUUGGGUGUGUUUAUAAGAGGAUAUUUUUCUCAGAUUACUGCAUUGUGUAACGAGUGUCUGUGCAUGUGCUCACUAUGUAUAGCAGCAUAUUUAUUUCAGAGACAUUUUGACUGUUAGUCUUCAUACAAUCAGACAAAUGAGAAGCAAAAAGCCUCUGAUUGUUUCAGCGAUUCAAAACCCAACAUAAAUCUUCACUUCAACUAUUUUAACUAGUUAAAAGUUUGUCCUCUUGCAAACAACAGGCAACUGGCUGUAUCAAAUGAGCUGUUUCGACUGUGUAAACAGUGCAGUGCAGUUAUGGGAAAGGGUGAUAUAAUCCCAUGUAGACAGAAGGUCAGACAAGGUCAUUACUGGCAUUUAGAACUUUUUUCAAGAACACUGAAAUAGACCAAAAUGAGACUGUGGAGCUCGAUUUUGUGUCUACGAGUACUUCUGUGUGUCAUGUGGAGUUGUGAAACGUCCUAGUGUUUUAUUGAAACCAAAAAUUAAACUCUAUAUGUAUCUUAUAUCUAUUUUAUAUAUUAACUUGUAGUGUGUGAAAUUGCUUGUCUGGGUACCCCGAGGAGCCAUCUUGAGGAUUCCUAAAGGUCCCACUUUUGGGACCAUAGACUUAUUAGAAGCUGUAGACCUUCAAACUUCAUAAAGACCUGCAGUAUAGCUCUAGCACGUCACGACUUUGAUUUGUGUGUUUUUGUUUUGAAUGGUCAAUAGCUUGGAGACUUUUUUACAAGUUCAUUUUCAUGGAGGGGAUUGCUCAUAUUUAUAUGAGAUACAUAUCAGCUUUAACCCUUUAAUAACAGCUCAAAGAGAUGUGAUGUGGCCCUGUUUACUCGUGAUAAUACUGGAAAGGUUGGCUUUUAUGAAAUGUUUGGAUUUUUUUGUGAUGCCAUUUGAAUAAAUUAAUAAGGCUGUCUGUCUGAAUAAACAAAUAAUAAAUA
Molecule: messenger RNA, 1732 nt
Organism: Seriola aureovittata
Lineage: Eukaryota; Metazoa; Chordata; Actinopteri; Carangiformes; Carangidae
Gene: cd164l2
Product: CD164 sialomucin-like 2
Exons: 6
Coding region: 182-658 (158 amino acids)
Cellular component (GO): cytoplasmic vesicle
Source: RefSeq, a predicted model, not a curated record